Culex quinquefasciatus (southern house mosquito) is the source of this 4893-nucleotide messenger RNA. RefSeq lists its product as uncharacterized. The transcript is spliced from 8 exons. Lineage: Eukaryota; Metazoa; Arthropoda; Insecta; Diptera; Culicidae. The coding region runs from base 1346 to 2644 and encodes 432 amino acids. The record is from RefSeq and is a predicted model, not a curated record.
CGGACCCGCAAAGAGCUCUUCUCUCCAGGUCUCCCGUGGUCUCGUGUUCGUUCGCGGUUAUAUGUCGUUGUGUGCUGUCUGUAUGUAUGUGCGCUCGACCUUUGAUUCUCCUCGUCCUGUUUCUGCUGCUGGUUGUUGGUGUUUUUUGGUGGUUUGUGGUGGUGCCACGAGGCGUGUGAAAAAUUGUGGGUGGUGUUUUGGUUCGGCCUGGUUUCUGGCACGUGUGAAGGCCCAAUAAAAAGGAGUCAUAAAUCCGGUUUUAUCACCUUACCGGAGCGUGUUUCCCCUGGAGUUCCUCUCCGAGCUUAGAUCUCCCGCGGUGCGCUCAAGUGGGGGAUGUGUUUCAACGCAAAAGGGUGUCUCAAUAUCAAUAAAAUAUUUUGCAUAUUACAUAAAUCUCGCAUUUCGGGCUGCUGCUGAUAAUCUGGUUCACGGUUCGUCGUGUCUGGGGUUUGUUUGGUUCGCGGUUUUUGGUAGUGUGUGCUUGCUCCUUCCGUCGCGCGACUCGUGGAAAAUUAAUUAUCCUUUCUCCCGGCGGUAUAUCCGAUCGUUUAGCCUCGGGGCCAGACCAAAGUGUCACGUGGCAGCACCACGGUUGUGACCUACAACAACAGUCCUUUCAGUCGGGGAGGUGGACAACAACAAAGAAGAGAGCAAAACCAGCUGGGAAGGUCAACGAGGAAUAACCAAACACAUGUCACACUCUGAGCUGGGACGUUUGCAGCAGUGAGUGGAUGACCGGAAACCGGGACAAGGAAAAAUAAACGUAUCCUAACGGAUUCAAUCAAUUAUCGGACUGUGUGGCGGUUCUGCUAACAGGCUGGUCCUUUCCCAUGUACCGUGGUCUCUGGCCUGGGACAGGAUCCUAGAAAGAAGAAAAAACCCGUGUCAAAGUAAAGUUCGUGGGAAAAAAGCAAGGAAAAUACACAAAAAAAAAGCCCCGCCGGCAGGCAGGCAGGUGCUUCGACCAAGAAAACAGAUAUCCGGCCGAGAUCCGUUCGAGCGUGCAAAGUGCCCUGAAAAUCCUGGAACGAAUCGGGUGAAAAGUGGGAUUCGGUUUCACCGAGCCAUCGCCUAGCCCCAACUAGUAGUGACUGCCCGAAAAAGCAAUCUCCUCUCAGAAGUGGUCCAACCAGGCUUUCCAGAGCGUUCAAAGAGUUGGCGAUUUGUCCUCGGUGUUCAGUCUGAGAGGGCCGGCGGCAGCUCCCAGCAUUGGUGCAGGAUCAACGGAUUUAGAUUACUACAACGGGUCGCGCUUCUUUCUUCCCUUUUUUUGUGAAGCUGUUGUCGGAGAAAAAUCGUCAAGACGUGGGGCGAAAUCAAGAAAGGUCUCCAAUCCUUGUGGAUGACUAGACUGUGCAGUCCCUGGGAUUACAGUCAGCGUGACGAAUACCCCGCGGACGGGUUCGCCCAGUUUCUUCACCCGUCCGUUGCAAUCGACAGCAAAGAAAUGGACGACAUGCUGGUGCAGUGCAACAAGAACAGUGUUUACGUACUAAACUCCAGCUAUCGAUACCGGGACUUCGACAUGAUAGAAUUAUUCGGCUCGCCAGCUGGCAGAGCAUUAACGGUGAAUAAUAGAACAGCUGCCGAAAUGCACUCGUGUAGUAAAUCGAACAGCAGCUCCAACAUUGCCAGCAUUUCCAGCAACUCUGCCAGCACCACCCAGAACCACUCUGCCCUCUGCCAGCAGCCCUUGUACCAUCCGCUGCAAAACUGCGGCUUCAGUGGAACCUGUAGCACCAUCAGUGCCGCCGCCGCCAACCAUUCGAGCCACCACUCAACAGCCUCCUCAACUGCCAACUGCAACAAAUUUGUCGAUGCGAACGACCUAAUCAGGUACAGAGCUAGCCACCCCCACCCGCACACGACCCACCUGCCGACAGCGACGCCAACGACCAACCAUGGCGGCAGCAGCAGUUCGAGGACCAACUCCAAGAUGGCCAAAAUUUGGAAGCUCUUCGACGAGGACCGAAUACAGAACAAAGGCUCGACGACCAACGCCACCACGACCAGCAGUAACGGCGGGAGCGAGUUCUUCAGCCGGUGUCAGAGCAGGAGGAAAUCCAACCCCAGCGAGGAGAAAUCUACCAAAGAUCUGUACAACGAGGCGGCUCAGUUGCUCGGAAUCAGGUGUACGCUCAGUGACAGCUGUCGGUGCAUCGACUGUCAGAGCCAAUACUUUGACUGCGAUGAUUUCGACUCGUACUCGGAGUACUCGGACAGGUCGUACGAUCCGGAGGACAAUUUCGUCGUAAAUCAAUCGUACUUCACGUCCAAUGACACCAGUCGUCACCCAGAUCUGUCCGAAGUCGUCUGUCAACAGCACCAGCUCCACCACCACCACCAGAUCAAUCCCAGCGAAAUCACCGCCAUCAACGGCCAAAAAGACGACUUUGAUGGCGCCGAAAAUGAGGACGACAAUGGUAACAAUAAAGAUGAUCAAUAUUCACGCCACGGAGGGAUCUCUGGCCAGGUUCACGAAACGGAGACGGACGGAGGACGAAUGCGCCGGCGGAAGUGUAAUGAGACCGAAAUUGGUCCCGAGCAGCAAAAUGAUUCGGCGUCGAUUUCCACCGGUCGAGAUUAUGCCGUUGCGAACGGAAUUAACGAACUGGAAGUGAACAGCAAUUUGGAAGCAUGAGAAAGACAAACCAACAACACUGGCAACACUUUUCCCAGCAAUAUCUCCCAGGACGACAUGUUGGCCAUCAUCAACGGCCACGGGAGACCAUCCUUUCAGCACCCAGCCAGCUGCUAACGGAGCCGAGCUGGUGACCUUUCCCACGGUGGUCCUCGGCAUUGAGCGACGUCGAUCGAACACACAGGCUCAGCGGACGGAUCGAACCAGACCAAGAAGAUAAGUUUUUCUUACUUGUCCCCCCGUUGGGCAACCCUCGUCACGGGUGUGCGGUGUUGAUGUGUCCUUGCGCGUAUUUUCCCACAAUUGUAGACUAGGUUCGAAGGAAGCAAAAGAAGAAAAGAAAAAAAAGCGCGUGAUAAGCAGCAAAGUCACGUUCUACGAUCUGAUCCAUUAGUUUUAAGUGGAUUACUUGCGCUAUGCUUCAAAUUCAUAGCCUUGCGGGGUAGACGCGUAUAUUGUGCUCAGUGAAGGCAAUUCUCUAGGAAAUCGCAAAACUCGUUGUCAUUCUUUUCUAACUUUAUUGAAACUUCGUCCAUUCGUUCUUUUGAGCAAAUGAUACCGGUUUGCACAACAAAUCACCUGAUGAAAUCCAUUACAGUUUAUUAAAUCGAUUAGGAAUGCUUUAUAAAUGAUUUUUUAGGCAUGGCCAUAGUUUGAUCUACUCAAAAAUCAAGCAAAAAAUGCGAUUUUUUUAAGAACUGCUUGUGGGGAAAUGUUGUUUUUGGGAGCAAAGAAGAAAAAAAACACCUCUCCCAAGAUGAAUUGUUCGAACCACCCACCCACCACAAAAGAAGUGUGGGUGUGGGUGGUGGUGAUGGCGCGAGGAUGUCUGGCGCGAACUAGGCUAGAGCCUGCCAAGCGCAGCAGAUAAAUCAAUUCUGUGACAACCCUGGCAAGAGCAAACAACUCGCCCAACGAAGAAGACCCUGGCCUUGGCUCUAUGGGUAUGUGUGUUUGUGGAAUGGAAGUUUAAUAGAUCGUGCGUACGUAAUGUUGAGAGACGACGACGACGACGACGCCGACAAGAUGGAACGAGUUGGUACGUGUCCUUUCCCAUUGACUGCAGGAAAAUAGCUUUUCAUGCUCGAUUUUUCUUUUCUUUUGUUUGCGUACUAUCUGGGGAGCAGGAGCAGCAAGUUUUCUCAGUAAAUCUUCAUCGGAAAGAUCAUUAAUGUUUGAUAUUGUUGACACUUGGUUUAUUAUCUUACGACUGGUGAUAUGAUUCAGGAUAGUGUAAAUGUAUGUUGAAGUUGAAAAAUUGAAUGUCCGAAAUACAAUUUCGAAGAAGAGAAUCAUUUAAUUGGCUAAAAUGUUUGCACAAUGUUUUUUUUUUUUAAAUUAAAGCUGAACCUGAAAAUGUCGUGCCCCAACCCGCUCGGCUAUGCAUGCUUUUGCAAGCGAUUUUACCAUCGGGUUGUUUGCUGUGUACUUAAACGAACGUUUCUACUUAUAUCAGUUGGGCACCCCUGUUUCAUGCGUUUGUUUAUCAAUUCAAUACUGAGAAUUUUGGCAUCUAGUCGAUUUGGCUCGAAUUUAAGCCAGAAAAGACUCGAGGCUCGAACCAAAUUUCUUAGUGAGUAUAUGCCAAAUAUGAGCCCUCUACGACAGAGGGAAGUGGGGAGAAACGGGAACAAUUUUCCAGAAGGCUUGAUUGUUGAGGCAAUUGCAAACCUCUUUUUACACCUAAGCUUCUAUCCACCCCCGGAUCUUCUGGGAUCGAACCCAGGCCGACUGGGUGAGAGGCAACCACGGUUGCCCCUACACCACGAGUCCAUACAAAAAUUGUACGUCGAGAAUCUGUAUUAAUGCGAAAUAUUCAGAAAUAUAUAGGUACACAGUUUAAACGUUUUCAAGAUAAAGCCUAAAGUUUAUUUUUUAAGUUUUUUUAUCUUCAUCAUCCCGGUACGAGAAUCUAACUAACGACCUCUGGAUUGGAAAUCCAGCGAAAGCUGUUGAAAAUAUUAACGCCACUAGUCGAAACCCAUCCCCUAGCGGUCAGUAUUCCCAGUGAGUAGAAUUACUCUUUUAAGGGAUUUGAUGGUAGCUCGUAAAAUUUUAACUGAAAAAUACCCGAUUUCAGAUUUGAAACAGCGUCCAUGAUUGUCCAUAAAAGAUAUUGAAGAAUGGGCCUCUGGUUGCUGAAAUACAGCGAAAAAAUGAAAAAGAAACAAAAACUAUUUGGGUAAUUCUCCACAAACUCACAAAACAGUUGCCCCGAACCCCCUUCCAUUUUUGAACAUGCGAAAAAA